GGGGCACAGUGAGGCUGCGCAGAGGCCGAUUUAAGAGGAGGCGGGGCUUCGUCUUUGGCCUGUAAGAAAGACUGUAGGGUCGGCUACUGGCGACAGCGGUAACCGAUCCUGAGCCCUGCCAGGGCCUUGGUCUUUAGAUUCCUAUCUGACCAAAGCUACCUCAAAAAGAAGGAAAAAUGGCUUCCGAAUCUGAAACCCUGAAUCCCAGUGCUCGUAUAAUGACUUUUUAUCCAAGCAUGGAAGAGUUCCGGAACUUCAGUCGAUACAUUGCUUACAUUGAAUCCCAAGGAGCUCAUCGGGCUGGGCUAGCCAAGGUUGUUCCUCCCAAGGAGUGGAAGCCGCGAGCGUCCUAUGAUGACAUUGAUGAUUUGGUCAUCCCUGCACCCAUUCAGCAGCUAGUGACAGGGCAGUCUGGUCUCUUUACUCAGUAUAACAUACAGAAGAAAGCAAUGACUGUUCGUGAGUUCCGCAAGAUUGCGAAUAGUGACAAAUACUGUACACCACGCUAUAGUGAGUUUGAAGAGCUUGAACGGAAAUACUGGAAAAACCUCACAUUCAAUCCUCCAAUCUAUGGUGCAGAUGUGAAUGGCACUCUCUAUGAGAAGCAUGUGGAUGAGUGGAACAUUGGCCGGCUGAAGACCAUCCUGGACUUGGUGGAGAAGGAGAGCGGGAUCACCAUUGAGGGGGUGAACACUCCGUACCUGUACUUUGGCAUGUGGAAGACGUCCUUUGCCUGGCAUACGGAAGACAUGGACCUAUAUAGCAUCAACUACCUGCACUUUGGGGAGCCAAAGUCUUGGUACUCUGUGCCGCCUGAGCAUGGGAAACGGCUAGAGCGUCUCGCCAAAGGCUUUUUCCCAGGAAGUGCUCAAAGCUGUGAAGCUUUUCUCCGCCAUAAGAUGACCUUGAUUUCCCCGCUGAUGCUGAAGAAGUAUGGCAUUCCCUUUGACAAGGUGACUCAAGAAGCUGGAGAGUUCAUGAUCACGUUCCCGUAUGGUUACCAUGCUGGUUUCAACCAUGGCUUCAACUGCGCCGAGUCUACCAACUUUGCUACCCGUCGGUGGAUUGAGUAUGGCAAACAAGCUGUGUUGUGCUCCUGCAGAAAGGACAUGGUGAAGAUCUCCAUGGAUGUGUUUGUGAGGAGGUUCCAGCCAGAACGGUACAAGCUCUGGAAAGCUGGGAAGGACAGCACCGUCAUCGACCAUACUCUGCCCACACCUGAAGCCGCUGAGUUUCUGAGGGAGAGUGGACUGUCCACAAGAGCUGGGAACGAGGAGGAGUGCCCGGAGGAGGACAUGGAAGGAGUUGAGGAGGAAGACAUGAAGAGAAGCCUGGCCAAGCACCGUAUAGGGACAAAGAGGCACCGAGUGUGUCUUGAAAUACCGCAGGAGGUGAGUCAGAGUGAGCUCUUCCCCAAGGAGGAGCUGAGUUCUGAACAGUAUGGGAUGACUGAGUGCCAGGCUACCCUCGCCCCUGUGAGGCCCACACACAGCUCCGUGCGACAAGUUGAGGACAGCCUGCCCUUCCCAGAUUAUUCUGACUCCACGGACGUUAAAUUUGAAGAGCUCAAAAAUGUCAAACUAGAAGAGGAGGAUGAGGAAGAGGAGCCAGAGGCAGCUGCACUGGAUCUUUCUGUGAAUCCUGCUUCUAUAGGGGAACGCCUUGUUUUCACUGGUUCCAAAAAGAAAUCCUCUUCCAGCCUGGCCUCCAGUUCUUCUGGGGAUUCCAUUUCCUCGGAUUCAGAAUCCAGUGAACCUGUCUCUUGCCAAGGCCAAGGGCAAACAGGAGCUCUCACUGUGCACAGCUAUGCAAAAGAGGAUGGCAGGACCACCACGGGAGAGCCAUGCAUGAAGAAGAAAUGCAGGGCUCCCAGAAGAAUCAGCGAGCAGGAGCUGGCAGAGGUUGCAGAUGAGUACAUGUUUUCCCUGGAGGAGAACAAGAAGUCCAAAGGUCGCCGCCAGCCCUUAAGCAAGCUCCCACGCCAUCACCCACUGGUAUUGCAGGAGUGCGUCAGUGAUGAUGAGACCUCUGAGCAGCUGACCCCAGAGGAGGAGGCUGAGGAGACAGAGGCUUGGGCUAAGCCUCUGAGCCAGCUGUGGCAGAACCGACCCCCAAACUUCGAGGCUGAAAAGGAAUUCAAUGAGACCAUGGCUCAGCAGGCUCCUCAUUGUGCCGUCUGCAUGAUCUUCCAGACAUACCAUCAGGUCGAGUUUGGAAGCUUCAGUCAGAACUGUGGGAGUGCUUCAGAACUAGUCACCCAGACUCAGAGGACCAAGCCACUGAUUCCAGAAAUGUGCUUCACGUCAACGGGCUGCAGCACAGACAUCAACCUUUCCACCCCUUACCUGGAGAAGGACGGCACCAGCAUGCUCGUGUCCUGCAAGAAGUGCAGUGUCCGCGUCCACGCCAGUUGCUAUGGCGUGCCUCCUGCAAAGGCUUCUGAAGAAUGGAUGUGUUCUCGGUGUUCCGCCAAUGCCCUUGAGGAGGACUGCUGUUUAUGCUCAUUGCGAGGAGGGGCCCUGCAGAGAGCAAAUGACGAUAGGUGGGUGCACGUCUCCUGUGCUGUGGCAAUUCUGGAAGCAAGGUUUGUCAACAUUGCAGAAAGAAGUCCCGUGGACGUGAGCAAGAUCCCCCUGCCCCGCUUCAAACUGAAAUGCGUCUUUUGUAAAAAGCGAAGGAAAAGAAACGCUGGCUGCUGUGUGCAGUGUUCUCACGGCCGCUGCCCGACUGCCUUCCAUGUGAGCUGUGCUCAGGCUGCCGGGGUGAUGAUGCAGCCCGAUGACUGGCCUUUUGUCGUCUUCAUCACCUGCUUCCGGCACAGGAUUCCCAAUCUGGAGCGUGCCAAGGGGGCCUUGCAGAGCAUCACCGCGGGCCAGAAAGUCAUUAGCAAGCAUAAGAAUGGGCGCUUCUACCAGUGUGAGGUGGUCAGGCUCACCACUGAGACCUUCUAUGAAGUCAAUUUUGAUGACGGCUCCUUCAGUGAUAACCUGUAUCCUGAGGACAUAGUGAGCCAGGACUGUCUCCAGCUGGGACCUCCUGCUGAAGGAGAAGUGGUCCAAGUGAGAUGGACAGAUGGUCAAGUCUACGGAGCGAAAUUUGUGGCUUCCCAUCCCAUCCAGAUGUACCAGGUAGAGUUUGAGGAUGGCUCACAGCUUGUGGUUAAGAGAGAUGAUGUAUACACGCUGGAUGAAGAGCUUCCCAAGAGAGUCAAAUCUAGACUGUCAGUAGCUUCAGAUAUGCGCUUCAAUGAGAUUUUCACUGAGAAAGAAGUUAAGCAGGAAAAGAAGCGGCAACGGGUUAUCAACUCAAGAUACCGGGAAGAUUACAUCGAGCCUGCACUGUACCGGGCCAUCAUGGAGUAGAUGCUUCCAGGGUCGAGGAGGUUCCCAGCCUUCAAGGCAAGAGCACUCUGCGGUUCCACAGCACAGCAGAAACUUGGAACUCAGAUGUCUCUAAAAGUGAAGAUGUAAAAAGAAAAGGAAUGAAAUGCCCCAUCCCAUCACCUUCUCACCUCACCCUCUUCGCAUUCCGCCAUAGUGAAAAGACAAGCCGUUUGCGGACACUUGGCAGCCAUUGCUGAUCUCUAGCUGAGGAGCUGACACUGGAAUGCUGUGACUGCAUCAGUCCUCAGUUCAAAAAGGGAUCAGCUUAGCUGGUUGUCCUAUUCCUGGCCUGGGAUGACUUGGCUUCCUACCAACCACCUGCACCAACUAGGGAGAGGUGCUGGUGCUUGACCCAACUCCCCCUUUUGUAUUUAUGUGAGUGUGCAUGCGUGCGUGUGUGCGUGCGUGUAUGUAUGUGUGUAGGUUUGGCAUGGACCAGCUUCUGCCAGCCCUUGGCCUUUACUUUCUUCCUUGCCUCUAUGCAGGGCAAACAAAAUGUGAAAUUCUGCCCUCAGCUGAGCUGAGUAAGGGCCUCGGGGAUAUGGUUGGAGGUGGAGGUGCCAUCUGUGCAGGUCUGGAAAAAUCUCAAGAGAAAGCUGUAAAAGAUGCAGUAUUGACAUGAUAGGAGCUGGUGCCACCUCUUUGCCCACCCCCCUUGAAGGAGAAGAGAGGUCAUUUGGUGUGUCCACAAACUCUAUAGUCACAGAGCCUCUGUGGCACAGUAUUUGAGGGUCUGGGUGUGGACUACCCUGAAGGGAGGAUAUUAAUGAUGGAAGCAGGCAGAGCCUGAUGGGUGAUUCUUUCAACAGAAAAUACAAUCAUGCAGGGGAUGGGGUGGGGGUUAUGAUGUAUUGGGGCCACUGGAGGCCAAGGGCAGGUG
Jaculus jaculus (lesser Egyptian jerboa) is the source of this 4263-nucleotide messenger RNA. It is a transcript of the gene Kdm4a, whose product is annotated as lysine demethylase 4A. Bases 177 to 3362 code for a protein of 1061 amino acids. Lineage: Eukaryota; Metazoa; Chordata; Mammalia; Rodentia; Dipodidae. The transcript has 22 exons. Gene Ontology annotation, molecular function: histone H3K36 demethylase activity; histone H3K9 demethylase activity. The record is from RefSeq and is a predicted model, not a curated record. Gene Ontology annotation, biological process: chromatin remodeling. Gene Ontology annotation, cellular component: nucleus.